Ahaetulla prasina is the source of this 2162-nucleotide messenger RNA. It is a transcript of the gene TPRG1L, whose product is annotated as tumor protein p63 regulated 1 like. The record is from RefSeq and is a predicted model, not a curated record. The coding region runs from base 70 to 879 and encodes 269 amino acids. The transcript is spliced from 5 exons. Gene Ontology annotation, cellular component: synaptic vesicle; cytoplasm. Lineage: Eukaryota; Metazoa; Chordata; Lepidosauria; Squamata; Colubridae.
CGGCGCCUGCGCAGAAAAGGCGCCGCCUGGGCCGAGAAAAGGGAGAGAGGCCGCGGCCGGCCGCCGGCGAUGCUGCAGCUGCGGGACUCGGAGGAGGGCGCCGGGCCGGCUCUGCUGGUGCCGGCGGCCGAGGCCGACGUGCCCUUCACUCCUCCGGGAGACCUGGAGGGACCGCUGGCGGCGCCCCGGCAGACGCUGCGCCCGCUCACCGUCCGCAACCCCACGCGGGGGGGCCGCCUGAAGGAGUACUUCGUCUUCCGGCCGGGCACCAUUGAGCAGGCGGUCAAUGAGAUCCGGGUGGUUGUGAUGCCCGUGGAGGACGGAGAAGUCCAAAGCGUUUGGCUGCUGACCGAGAUCGACCACUGGAACAACGAGAAGGAACGCCUGGUUCUGAUUACCGACCGUUCCCUUCUGAUCUGUAAAUAUGACUUUAUCAGCCUUCAGUGCCUGCAAGUGACCAGAAUCUCGCUUAAUGCUGUCGAUACCAUUUCCACUGGCCAGUUCGAAUUUCCUCCCAAGUCGCUCAACAAGCGGGAAGGAGUCGGGAUUCGAAUCCAGUGGGACAAACAGAGCCGGGCUUCGUUCAUCAACCGGUGGAACCCAUGGUCCAGCAACGUGCCCUACGCCACCUUUACCGAACAUCCCAUGGCGGACGCCGACGAGAAGAUCGCGUCUCUGUGCCAGUUGGAGAACUUCCAAAUCCAGCUAGUCCAGGCCGUCAAGAAGGCCCACAGGGAGUGUCCUCUGCCGGGACGGGCCAACGGCGUCCUGCUCCUCGAGCGACCGCUCCUGAUCGAAACCUACGUGGGGCUGAUGUCUUUCAUCAACAACGAAGCCAAGCUGGGUUAUUCCAUGACCAGAGGAAAAAUCGGAUUCUGAAAAGCACGCGGAGGUCACCGUCGCACCCCCCUGGAAGAGUAUAGGGGAGAGGAAAACCAAGCCGAUCAAUUUUAUUUUAUUUUUGUUCCUCAGCUCGUCGAAAAACUCGCAGAUCCUUCCCGACGGAUCGAGACGAGAGUCGGCCGUAGAGAGCCGUUAACCAUCAGACUGGAACCACAAUCGCUCUCCGCUCCUUCCGUGUUGUCUCGGAUAAGAUAAUCGUUACGUUUUACCACGCAUGCUCUGGAGUUUGCCCCUCCCCUUUUGUAAACAUUUAACCUGGGUUUCCUUCUUGCGGGUGGCUAAAUUCCCCCCCCCCCCCCCCCCGUGAUUUAAAGGGAUAUCAUGAGUGUUUCGGGCGGCAUUCCGGCGAGCAAGCACACCUUACGAGUCAACAUGGCUGGUUCUAUGGUGUGUCUUGAUGUUUUAGAGAACUUCCCCGCAGUCAAAAGAAAAGUCGCGCGAAGGACCACUUCUCCCCCACGCUGCGAAAUUCUACACAACGGCGCUCGUUUCCUGGGAAUUUCGCACCACGCAGAAUCACAUUUUUCGCCUCGAGCAAGGAGGGGGGAAAAAACGGGAAAUUUUCAAUCAGCUUUCAAUCCAAAACUAGGGUACUCAAAAAAACAAAACAAAAAAAAACCUCUACCAAAGCAAGAACGUGUAGUUUUAGUUCGAACGGUCCAGUUUUCUCUCUCUCUCGGUUUCAAAUCCACCCGGUGCUUAACGUGGGUGAAACCCCAGAGGCGGAAACUCAAAAAAGGUGAAAAUUAAAAUUUUACUGGUUCAUCCCAGCCAAAAAGUCUUCGGAAGAGACUGAUAUAUAUAUAUAUAGGAGGAAAAUGUCUACUGCCACAUGGGGGAACAAUAGUUUUAGAAGCAUGGAAUUUCGAUUUUUCGGUGUUUUCCAGUUUGAUUUUCGCAUUCCUUAAACCGGUGUUUCUCAAAACGGGGGACCUUCUUUAAGACGUCUGGACUUCGACUCCCAGGAUUCCCCAGCCAACACGGCUGACUGAGGAAUCCUGGGAGUCGAAGUCCAGACAGUUUAAACUGGUCCAGCGGAGAAACACUGCCUUAAAAACUAUCCAGAACUGAAAUUCUGCUUCCCGUUCACUGGUCCUCUCGAUACCUCUUUGUCACUCGGCGUUGUCUCCGUUCACAACGGACAAAAGGUUGCUGCUGGGGUGACUCCGAAUAUUUGUCCUUGUUUGUGUUAUAAGUUGUGUAUACCGAAGCUUAAUAAAACUCAAGUCCAUCUGAAUCGCAGAAGCGUUUAACCCACA